AUGUCGGGUAGAGAAGUGGAAUCUGCCCUUCAUCUUGGUCUUGUCUUUCAACAAAUCCCAGAAACGUCAACGGUACCAGCAACAUCUGGUGAGACAUCACGUAAGCGUACGGCAGAUGUGGAACCCGCUGCAGAUGUUCCCUCGGCAAGUCGCCGUCGUCGUAAUGCUAACACGGAUGCAUCGUCAUAUAUUAGGCCAACAUUUCCCAGUUGUUGCGUUAACGGUGUUGUUGAGCAAGCGUGCCUCAUACCUUCAUCUCCGGGUUAUGAUCCAAUUGCUGCUGCUGCUCCACAAACACCUAUAACGCCGAUUUAUGGACCUCAGGUAAUCGCCCCUCAAAUUCACGCUCAGCUGACUACUCUACCUAGCACUUCUAUUGUACAUAAUGUGACUCCAAUCGCUGUUCACCUUAACGGAUCUCCAUCCGUCACAUCAAAUUAUGCAUAUUUUCUUCCGCAUACGCCAUUGAUGAAUUUACGCUUGCCAACAGCACCAACACCAUUACAAUACGUGUCGCCGGAUAUUCCAAUAGUGGAACAACCUUUCUUUCCAACAGUGAUAGGUGAUAUGCCAGAGGAAUAUUCCAGCAUUCAGCGUUCACUGGAUGAACUACCUGUGUCACAACCUGCAAUUUCAUCUGUAGUGAAUGGUGGCAACAGUUGGGAUAACAGUGUAACAGUGAAUUACCGUUCAUAUCCCACGUUUUCGUAUUUUCCACGACCAAUUAACACUCAAAUGGAUUCUGUAGUUUCCCGUGUUCGAAUUGCUCAAGCAGCUGCUCAGGCUACCACUGAUUCGGCUACCACGACACAGUUCCUUGCAAGUCGAGUUCGUAAUCCUAUUGAUUUUUAUACAGAUGGCAACCAUAAUUCAAUUCCUCUGGUUGAGGGACCGGUUGCUGUUCCAACGUUGGCUGCGGAAUGGAUGCCACAACAAGCAGCAUUUCAAAAUACCAUGGAAACUGUAUCUGCAACCAAUUACAAUCAGCAACUGGAACGACUGGUGAAUGGUGAGAUUCCGUUCCGUGCAUGGGAAGCAGCGGUCCUUCACAUUUUUGAUCGUAUGGCACCUCAGAUGAAUGCCACCCGUUUACCACCUAAAGGAAUGACAAAGAUUGAAAUUGAGCAAUUAAAAUCAUUCCGUAUUUCUGAUCCGGCGUUGUUAAUGGAAAAAGUCUGUGUAAUCUGUCAGUGUGAUUUUGAAAAACGUGACAUGGUUCGCAUGUUACCGUGCGCACAUCAUUUUCAUUUAAAAUGCAUUGAUAAGUGGCUAAGAGGCAAUCGUACAUGUCCAAUUUGUCGUCAGAAUGUUGCAUCGGAUGAUGAUGAUACUUUGGAAAUGAUACAUACACGAGUUGGUCGAAUGGCUGCUGCAUCAGUUACGGGAACAUCUGGAACAUUUGGUGGAGUAGGAGCAGAAAAUAUUUCGGCAGAUGAGAGUAGCGAUCAUGAAAAUUCACGUGCAGCAACAGUACAGGUUAUCGCACAAAUGGAUGCAACAUUAGAAUCGUCAGAUGGACCACUUGAUGAUUAA
Brugia malayi is the source of this 1533-nucleotide messenger RNA. RefSeq names its product hypotetical protein, conserved (gene Bma-toe-4). The record is from RefSeq and is a predicted model, not a curated record. The coding region runs from base 1 to 1533 and encodes 510 amino acids. The transcript has 8 exons. NCBI's taxonomy places the organism in Eukaryota, Metazoa, Nematoda, Chromadorea, Rhabditida, Onchocercidae.